AUGUGGAGGCCGUCGUUUUUGCCAAUUUACGCCCGGAUCCACGCCUGCUGUUCGGUGAAGCUGUUCUUCUUGUCUUUGCUGUCGUUUCAGAAUGCGGCGGUGGUGAUGCUCAUGAGUUACACGCAGCAGCGGCAGGCGUCUGCCGGGGCCGAGCGGUUCGCCGUGACGCACGUGGUGUUGAUGCAGGAGGUCACGAAGCUCUUUGCGUCGCUCGUGUGGUGCGCCGUGGACGUCUACCGCUUCGUCCGGGCGCACGGGGUCGACAUGGACGAGAAGGCGACGGCUUUGGGGGGGCCGGAGGAAGCGCGGCAGCAGCCCACAAAGGUUGCCUUCGUCAAGGAGGCGUCUAGUUCAAGUUGUUCGAGCCUGAAUGAAGACUCCAACUGCAAGAACGGAGUGGCGGAGGGCUUGGAGCAAAUUGCACCGCCAACGAAGGCGGAUGCAUGGCGCUUGUGCAAGAGGCAGUUUUGCUCUGAGCUCCUCCACCAGAGUGCGCUCUGGAUGCUGCUGCCGGCGGUGCUCUACUCUCUUCAGAACUGCUGCAUCUACCUUGCCCUUGCAAACAUUGAGCCAGCGCUCUUUCAGGUGACGUACCAGUCACGAAUCCUCAUCACAGCGUUGUUCAUGAUGUGCUUUCUCAAGCGCACCUUUUCACUGCGGCAGUGGCUGGCCCUCGUUCUGCUGGUGUUCGGCGUCACCGCGGCACAGCUGGAGAACCGGGUCUCUGCGGUUUCGCGGCAGUCAUCAGUGGGUACUUUUAAGGGGAACUACAUAAUUGGCGUCGCCGCCACGGCGGCCUCCUUCACGAUGUCCAGCGCCGCCUCUGUUCUCAUGGAGGGCUUCUUCAAGUCCAAGUCGACUUCGUUGAACUCGUUUACCUCCACGAAAAAUGUACACCUCUCGUUUUACUCGUCUGCGUACUUUGCCGCGCUCCAGCUACUGGGUGGCGUCGGGGGCGGUUUCGCCGAGUUCCGUCAGACCGGCCUCGCGGGCUCUGUUGCGGCGUACUUUCGCGGCUUUGACUACCUCGUCUGGGUGCUGGUGCUGCUGCAGGCCAUCGGUGGGCUGGUGGUGGCGGUGGUGCUUAAAUACUCCGAUAAUAUCAUGCGGACGUUUGCCUCUGGAUUCUCACUCGCCCUGAGUGGCUUUUGCUCCUCCUACCUGUACUCGUUUACGCCGGGCGCGCUUUUUUUGAUUGGCAACGUCGUAUCUAUCGGGGCAAUCACGAUGUACAGCUGUUGA
Molecule: messenger RNA, 1242 nt
Organism: Trypanosoma conorhini
Lineage: Eukaryota; Euglenozoa; Kinetoplastea; Trypanosomatida; Trypanosomatidae
Product: CMP-sialic acid transporter
Exons: 1
Coding region: 1-1242 (413 amino acids)
Biological process (GO): pyrimidine nucleotide-sugar transmembrane transport
Cellular component (GO): Golgi membrane
Molecular function (GO): pyrimidine nucleotide-sugar transmembrane transporter activity
Source: RefSeq, a predicted model, not a curated record